Acanthosepion pharaonis is the source of this 798-nucleotide messenger RNA. Lineage: Eukaryota; Metazoa; Mollusca; Cephalopoda; Sepiida; Sepiidae. The record is from the annotation of a GenBank genome assembly.
AUGCAUUCCCUCUCUUCUCACUUUUUUAACACUCUCUUCUCUCUCUCCAUUCUCUCUCUACGAUCUCUCUCUUUCUCUUCACUUUCUCCCUUCCAUCAACCUUUUCUCCUCUCUACAUCUUAUUUCUCUCUCUCUUUCUCUUCUUACUUUCUUAACUCUCUCCAUUCACUCUCUACAUUCUCUCUCUACAUUAUCUUUAUAUCUCCCUUCUCUCUCUCUCCCUCUUACUCUUUUUUCUCUCAUUCCUAUCUCCCUUUCUUCUUUCUGCAACUUCUCUCUCUCUUUCUCUUCUCUGCCUCCCUCCUAUCUCCCUUUCUCAUCUCUGCAACUUUCUCUAUCCUCACUUUCUUAACUCUCUUUCUCUAUUCUCUCUCUACACUAUCUCUAUAUCUCUCUCAUCUCUCUCUCUCUUCCUCUUCUUUCUUUCUCUCUCCCUCCCUUCUAUCGUCUUUUCUCCCUUCUGCAACUGUUUCUCUCUCUCUUGCUCUUCCUCCCUCCUAUCUCCCUUUCUCAUCUCUGUAUUUCUCUUUUUUCUCUCCCACUCCUCACUUUCUCUCUCUACACUAUCUCUAUAUCUCUCUCCUCUCUUUUCUUUCUUUCUCUCUUCCUCCCUUCUAUCGUCCUUUCUCCCUUCUGCAACUGUUUCUCUCUCUCUCUCUCUCUUGUUCUUCCUCCCUCCUAUCUCCCUUUCUCAUUUCUGCAACUUCUUCUUUCUCUUUUUCUCUCUCUCCUCACUUUCUUAACUCUCUCUCUCUCUUUCUGCUUUUUUGUUUCUCCUCUUUCUCUCGGAAGCCAUAA